AUGCGACCAACAGAAGUAAAAUUAAACAAUCCGCCCGAGGAUGCUAUAUCUGCGGUAAAAUUUGGCCCAAAAACUAACCAAUAUCUUAUCGCAUCUGCCUGGGAUGGCACGGUCAGGUUCUACGACGUCGUCAACAAUGCCAUGCGCCAGAAGUUUGUCGAGGAUAUGCCCGUUAUGGAUGUUGCAUUCAUGGACAUAGUGCAUGUCGUAAGUGGUUCACUGGACAAACAAUUACGUUUGUACGAUGUAAAUACGCAUACCGAAAGCAUUGUUGGUACGCAUGAUGAUGCUGUAAGCUGUGUUGAAUAUGCUGAAUCUGUAAAUGGCAUAUUGACUGGCAGUUGGGAUAAAACAAUUAAAUUGUGGGAUAUGCGGGAGAAACGUUGCGUUGGCACYUUCGAACAGAGCAACGGCAAAGUGUAUUCAAUGUCUGUGAAUGAUGAGAAAAUCGUUGUGGCCACGUCCGAUCGCAAAGUUCUGAUUUGGGAUCUGCGAAAAAUGGAAGAAUAUAUGAUGAAACGUGAAUCAUCGCUCAAAUAUCAAACACGUUGCAUUCGACUGUUUCCAAAUAAAGAGGGGUAUGUGAUGUCUUCAAUUGAAGGACGCGUUGCUGUAGAGUAUUUGGAUCCUGAUCCAGAAGUACAAAAGCGAAAGUUUGCUUUCAAGUGUCACCGRAACAAAGAGGAUAGCAUUGAACAUAUUUAUCCAGUAAAUGCAAUUAGUUUCCACAACGUUUAUAAUACCUUUGCGACGGGCGGAUCAGAUAGUUUGGUGAACAUAUGGGAUGGUUUUAACAAAAAGCGUCUGUGUCAAUUCCAUCAAUAUGACACKUCUAUCUCAUCGCUAAACUUCAGUCAUGACGGUAGCACAUUAGCUAUUGCCUGUUCAUAUAUGGAUGAGUUUGAGGAACCACCUGCCAAUGUGCCAAAUCCUGUUAUUUAUGUGCGUUAUGUAACUGAUCAAGAAACUAAGCAGAAAUAAAUUAUAAUGGAUACAAGUCUUGUUAUAUGAUAAUUUUAUGAAAUUUUAAUGGAAUGCUCUAAUACUGGUCCAUUUGUUUGAAUAUGCUGUAAUAUUUAUACCCACAUCGCACUUUUAUUUGAAAAUAUAUGUUUGGCUUUUGGAGUAACGCCGACUAACAUAAGUU
Molecule: messenger RNA, 1147 nt
Organism: Bactrocera latifrons
Lineage: Eukaryota; Metazoa; Arthropoda; Insecta; Diptera; Tephritidae
Gene: Bub3
Product: mitotic checkpoint protein BUB3
Exons: 2
Coding region: 1-981 (326 amino acids)
Biological process (GO): mitotic spindle assembly checkpoint signaling
Cellular component (GO): mitotic checkpoint complex; bub1-bub3 complex; kinetochore
Molecular function (GO): ubiquitin binding
Source: RefSeq, a predicted model, not a curated record